Linepithema humile (Argentine ant) is the source of this 2825-nucleotide messenger RNA. Its product is annotated as serine/threonine-protein kinase 32A. Lineage: Eukaryota; Metazoa; Arthropoda; Insecta; Hymenoptera; Formicidae. Gene Ontology annotation, molecular function: protein kinase activity; ATP binding. Gene Ontology annotation, biological process: protein phosphorylation. The record is from RefSeq and is a predicted model, not a curated record.
UCCUUUUCUCUCUCUCUCUCUCUCUCUCUCUCUCUCUUUCUUUUCCUUUUUCCUCUCUCAAGAAAGAUGGUGCGCGCUGUCUGAUAAAAAGGGUUGUGCGACGAGGCGUCGCGGCGCUGUGACAAUGCGGAAAUAUGAGACUUCCUACGUCAACCAGAUCCUACCGUCGUUUUUGUUGUGGUUGUCGGCGCUGCAGCACUCGCACCGAUGCAACUUACACCGGUCGCCGACGCACACGUCCAACGUCCAUUGAGGAAAAAUGGGUGCCAAUCAAUCGACCCGAAGUGCGCCCACCCCCGGAGAAGAAGUAAAUUUCGAUCAUUUUCAAAUUCUACGCGCCAUCGGGAAAGGCAGCUUCGGCAAGGUCUGUAUCGUGCAAAAACGUGACAGUACUGGGAAUAUGUACGCUAUGAAGUACGUACAUAAAAACGAAUGCGCGGAAAGGGGUGCCCUAAAGAACGUGGCGAGGGAAGUAGAGAUCCUGUCGAAGCUGGAACAUCCUUGCCUGGUGAAUUUAUGGUUCAGCUUUCAAGACGAGGAGGAUCUCUUCAUGGUGUCGGAUUUACUUUUGGGCGGCGACCUGAGAUACCAUAUCCAGCAAGAGAUUGUGUUCAGCGAGGAGAGCAUCGUGCUAUUCGUGGCUGAGAUCGCGCUGGCGCUUGAUUAUCUGCAGAGUCACAGGAUCAUUCAUCGGGACAUCAAACCAGACAAUAUAUUGCUGGACGAGGAGGGCCACGUCCAUGUGACUGACUUCAACAUCGCGACUGUACUUGAAGAAGGACAGUUGGCGACUUCGAUGUCCGGAACGAAACCCUACAUAGCCCCGGAGAUUUACAUGUGCUCAUGCGAGGAAUACGGCGUCCUCGGCUACGGAUUCGCCGUGGAUUGGUGGAGUCUGGGAAUCCUCGCUUGGGAGACCCUAGCCAUGGAGAGGCCGUAUCCACUUCACUCGACAACGUCCAACAGGGAAGCUUUGAGAAUUUUGCAGGAGGAAAGACCGACACCAUCGCACUGGAGCCCGUCAGUACGCGACCUCCUGGACCGUUUGUUAACUCUGGCGCCUAACGCCCGAGUGUCGCGUUUAAAAGAGCUGAAACAGGCAAGCGCAAUGAGAGAGCUGGAUUUCGACAAAGUGCUGAACAAGCAGAUAAAGCCGCGCUUCACCCCGCCAAAGGAUCACUUGAACUGCGAUCCCACCUUUGAGCUCGAGGAAAUGAUCAUCGAGACGAAGCCCCUGCACAAAAAGAAGAAACGCCUGGCAAAACAGAGGUCGUUGAGGGUCGAGCUCUCGGCGGAGGAUGCCGGUGGGUUCGCCGAGGGCGCUGGAUCGAGCGUAGACACGCGGAGAUUAGCUUAUAUCCCGGAGUACCGGGUGUACAAUCGCGAGCGCGAGAUCGAGCGACAGGAGAGGGAGAAGAAGGAGAAACAAUGGGAGGAGGAACUGAACACUGCCAUGAAGGGUGCCGAGGAAAGACUCAAAACAAAGCAGCAACAUCUGCCGGCCCAGCGAACCGGAAACCGACUGAGCGUCUCGACGACGAACGUCAAAGCGCGCAUAAGCGCGUCGCCGAGGCAAGGUCGCCGAGCGAGCGCUGCGACGUCCUCGGACAUCGACUUCAUCGACGCGAGUCCGGAGCCUAGUACGUCUUAGAUAACAUCUGAAUUAACACGAAGUAGCCUAUCUACGAUCAGUAGACUCACUCGAUCCUACCGGCGCGCACUGAAUUCCAACAGAGAGCCCGACAUUUUAAUAAUUCACUCUGUAAAAAGUCUUUCUAAUAUUCGAUUAUUUCCUAUUUCAAGAUACAUCUCAAACUCGAAAAUGAAAAGUAUUCGUCGAGAAAAUAUCGAAGAUAUUUGUAAAUGCAAAUGUUAAGGCCUCCACAUUUUUUCCGAUACUGUGCUACAAUUCUGCCUAUCCGUAAUGGACUUGAAAAGUUCAUUUAAUUUAAAUGGAUAGGAUUCUACAGGCAGAUUAAUAGUGCGCUGGCUGCUAAUAUUAAUUGUUAAUGUCGAUUUUAUUUUUGAAAGUUCUCUCGAAAUGCCAAUAAUGACUGCACAUCGCGUAAGCUUUCUCAGAUUUCAGUUGAGCUCUGUACCAGGAAAUGUGCAUUUAUAAGAUGUUAUCAGUCGAAUUGUUCGACGAAUUCAGAUCAAUAGCAGCACAGACUUUUUAAAGCAACGAACGAUCGGUAUAUCAACUUUGUUGAAGCAGUAGUUUAAAUUUUUACGACGCUCUGCUUUCAGGAACUGGUUGCAAACCCACCAUUAAAAUUAGAUCUCUUCAAAAAGUAACAUAAAUUAAUCCUUUCAGUACAAAUCUGAUGUAUAUCGCUCCUGGAGCUUUUUGAAGUAAAAAAUAUAUAUAUUUUCACCUCUUUACCUUUCUCUAAAAACCAAAGCACAAUAUUAGAGAAUGCGCGCUAUUAUCUCAAAGUAAUAUAUAAAGCUCUACAGUGUUAAAUAGAACUACAACGAUAAAUAUUUAAAAUAACAAUAAAGAGUGAAGAUUAUCUAUAAAUAAUAUUUAAAAAAAAUAUUUCAAGAAUUGUAAUAGUUCGAUAGAGAGAGCGAGAGAGUGUAUAUGUGCGCGUGUGCGUAUGUGUUAUAUAAGCGAGUUAAAAUAAAUGAGAAAUAAAUUUUAACACUUCUAUAUCUAAUACUAAAAGGGUUAAGGCGCACACUAAUAAUAUAAUUUCUUUGUUGAUGGGAUUGGGAACAAUGACUUACAUGAUAUAUAUGUUUUAUUUAAUCAAAGUAUAUGUUGUUUAGAUGUGAGCUAUGUAUACGCGAAUUGAAAAUAAAAAAUAUCUUUGACAUGUUAA